This is a messenger RNA of Antechinus flavipes (yellow-footed antechinus), 2263 nucleotides long. Its product is annotated as coiled-coil domain-containing protein 170-like. Bases 293 to 2119 code for a protein of 608 amino acids. Lineage: Eukaryota; Metazoa; Chordata; Mammalia; Dasyuromorphia; Dasyuridae. The record is from RefSeq and is a predicted model, not a curated record. The transcript is spliced from 10 exons.
GCAGUGCAGCCGUUUAAUAAGGCUGGAGACUGUUCUUAGAUCUGCAUUUUUCUAUUUUAUCUGAUAUGGUAAAAACUUCUGAAUUCAAUUAUCUUCUAGAUAAAGUGUAGUACAUCAUAUUCUUCUACUUUCAGGUUUUUACAGCAUUUGUAAGACUACUUUGGAAAAAAGUAGAAGAGACAUAUUACCAUCAAAAUCACAGGAGGAGGUGAUCUGAUCUCCAAGUAGCUUCCUGUUUUAUAUUUCCUAUAACUGAAGCAGCUGAAUCACCAGAAGAUCUGCUAUCUCUGGCAUGGCAGAUCCUCACCAAUUUUUAAGUCAAUCAGAUUCAGGAAAAUCUGUUGCUAGUCGAAGCAAAGCACUACUUGAUACUAUGAUGUCAAAAGUCAGAUAUCCAUCAUCUCACACAUCUCGAAAAAACAGCGCAGUGAUGGGUCAGUCUUCUUUUGACCCACCCCUUGAAGCAGUUUCCUCUCCAAAUCAUAUGCUGUACUUCAAAAGGGGAGCCGAUCCAGUCCAUACAGACUAUGCAGCCCUACUGGUGAAAAACAAGAGUCUUCAGACAGAGGUAAGGAAUCUUCAAACUAGGCUUCUCACAAAAGAAACAUCAUUGCAAGAGAUGAAAUCUGAGCUGGAAAAUUACAAAGAGAAUAAUGCCAUACAAUCCUCCCAGAUUCUGUCCUUGAAAGAUCAUAUCAGGGAUCUGGAAGAAAUCAAUGCUUCAGCCACCAGAAUAAAGUCUUUGAAAAAUGCCAGCAUUCAGAACCUUGAAAAAGGGAACUGGGAUUUAAGUGAAAGAGUUGCAGAACUUGAAAGUCGUCUAAGAGUACAGCUGGUUGAAAGAGAAAAGGCAGAGCAAAAAGCAGCCAGCUUGGAGAAAAAGUUGGUGGAUGCCACAUAUAAAUUAGCCUCUUUUAUGAAUCUGGAAGUGAAAGGACCAGAUGAUCCCUUUGAGGUUUUAGGGAUGAAGGAUAGUGAUGAAGCUUUCCUGGCUAAGAACUUGGAAAGAGAAAACAUUCUCAUAGACAAAAUGAAAAAUGGGCAGAAGGUUUGGGAUAAAUGUCAACAUGAUUCACUUUACAAGGAAAAACAAAUGUCUAUAAUAGACCAAACCCCAUUUACCUUCAACUGGGAAACUAAAACUACCCAGACUCAGUACCAGAGUUUCAUCAAUCAACUUGCUACUCUUCUAAGCAACACCCUUAUCACUGUACCAGCUACAGAGGAAGCUGUGAGAGAAAGAAUACAAGAAAUCAGUACUAAUGAACAGACUUGGAAUUAUAAAACAGAUGUAUUUCAGCAAGAGAUACAGUUGCUAACUCGGCAGAUUGAACAGUUGCAUCAGCUUUAUCAAGAGGCUGUAUGUGAUUCAUCCCAAACUGAAGAGAAGCAUUUGGAGCAAAAGAAAUCCCUGAAGCUCUGGGAACAGAUAGGUGCCGCUGAUGACUUCUUUCAAGGAAAAUGGGAUUUUGACAAGAAGAAAGGAGAAAAUCAAAGGGGAAAAAACCAAAUGAAGACUUCGCAGACUGAAGAAUUUGGCAAGAGGGCCAGGCAAUUAGAAAAAGAAAAAAGACAGCAAAUAUUUUUAAAUAUUGAGAAGAGCUUACAGAACUCAACAACUGGAAGACUAGAAGAAAAGGUGGAAAAACUUGAGAAAGAGCUUAGUGAAAUGAAAUUGUCAAAUCACAAGAUGAAAACUCAGUUGAUGAGAGUCAAUGACCUCAAAGACAAAACCAUUGAAAAGCUUCAGAAAUCUUUAAAAAGGGUUGAAACAAUUAAAGAGAAGGCAACUAAAAAAGCAGUCAAUUUGAAAACAACAUUAGAUUACACUGAACAAGAAGCCAGAGAGGAAAAAGAGAUGGCCUAUCAAAUGCUGGAAGCUGUCACUAAUGAGCUAUACACAGUAAAAAGAGCACUUGAAGAAGUAGUAAGACGAGAAAAACAGCUCAUGGAUUUUAGAGAAUCUAUUAUGAAGAUGAUGGGCUUUAACAUCAAAAUUCCAGACAAGGAAAUUAUUAAUCAACUCAAGCCCAUCAUACAAGCUUAUGAAAUUUCUUUAAUUACGUCUAACAGCAGAUCAAAAGUUGGUGAUUGUAAGACUGGCCAUGAAAAUGAAUGACACAAAAGAUAUUUGGCUUUUUUUUUCUUCUUCACUGCAAUCAACUAGACUUAAAAUCAUAGAUUGUUUUCUCUAGUGGUUUGAAUAUAAGACCUGUAGAAGAUGGCUAGAGAAUAAAUAAAAUUUGUUUGGCAUUUUCAUUUA